Molecule: messenger RNA, 393 nt
Organism: Talaromyces rugulosus
Lineage: Eukaryota; Fungi; Ascomycota; Eurotiomycetes; Eurotiales; Trichocomaceae
Exons: 1
Coding region: 1-393 (130 amino acids)
Source: RefSeq, a predicted model, not a curated record
AUGCCUAGCGCUGACGUUGAUCCCCGGAUCCAUUUAUGGAGGAACCUCCUAGGCAACAAUAAAAAGACCUGGGUCCUCUUUGAACACGGAACGUGCUUGAUCCUGAUGCAACCAGAAUCCGACUUGGGCAAACAAGCACGUGAAAUCAUGUCGACCGACGGUCCUGUUCGCGUUGGCAGCGCUAUGGGUGAUUUUUCCGCCCGACAACCGAUUGAUCCUUUUACUGGAUGGAUCGUAACCGGCCAUCAUCCAGAUAUGGUCAAUUAUAUUGCACCCGAGGACGAUAGGCUGAAUGGCGAAGAAAGUGGGUUUAUAGUGGGCAUGUUGGGUAGAACCAAUCGCGAUGAGGAUUCGAAGUCCUUGAAUAUUGUCCAUAUAGAAGACAAUAGGUGA